Molecule: messenger RNA, 1362 nt
Organism: Saccharomyces paradoxus
Lineage: Eukaryota; Fungi; Ascomycota; Saccharomycetes; Saccharomycetales; Saccharomycetaceae
Gene: BNA5
Product: kynureninase
Exons: 1
Coding region: 1-1362 (453 amino acids)
Biological process (GO): NAD+ biosynthetic process
Cellular component (GO): cytoplasm
Molecular function (GO): pyridoxal phosphate binding; kynureninase activity
Source: RefSeq, a predicted model, not a curated record
AUGGAGAAAGCCUUGGAAUUGGACGGAGAAUAUCCAGAAUCUCUGAGAGAUGAAUUCAACAUCCCCACUUUUAACUCCAUGGGACUAUCGUCCGACGAUAAGCCUGUGACGUACUUAUGCGGGAAUUCUUUAGGUUUGAUGCCGAAAUCAACUAGAGAUUCAAUCAAUGCUGAACUAGACGCAUGGAGCAACUGUGCUGUGGAAUCACAUUUCAAACACCCUGAAGAAGCCAAAGGAAAGGCGCCUUGGGUCAACAUUGACUUACCCAUUCUUCCUCUAUUAGCCCCCAUUGUGGGUGCUCACGAAAAUGAAGUUGCAGUGAUGAAUAGUCUCACUGCGAAUUUGAAUUCUCUAUUAAUUACAUUUUAUAAACCUACUGAGAAGAGAUUCAAGAUCCUUUUUGAAAAGGGCUCCUUUCCAUCAGACUACUAUGCUUUCUACAACCAGUGUAAAAUUCAUGGAAUCUCCGAACCUGAAAAUGUUUUUAUUCAAAUCGAACCACGCGCGGGAGAGACUUAUAUCAGAACUCAAGAUAUUCUGGAUACCAUAGAGGUGAAUCAAGAUGAACUAGCGCUGGUCUGUUUGUCGGGUGUUCAGUACUACACGGGACAAUAUUUCGAUAUUGGCCGAAUCACCUCAUUUGCACAUCAAUUCCCCGGGAUAUUGGUUGGAUGGGAUUUGGCACACGCUGUAGGAAACGUCCCAUUGCAACUUCAUGAUUGGGGUGUUGACUUUGCUUGCUGGUGUUCUUAUAAGUACUUGAAUGCCGGACCUGGUGGAAUUGGUGGCUUAUUUGUUCACUCGAAGCACACUAAAUCAGACCCUACCAAAGAGGCUUUGCCAAGAUUAGCUGGUUGGUGGGGUAAUGAUGCUACUAAGCGGUUUCAAAUGCUGGAAGUAUUCGAGCCGAUUCCAGGAGCAUUGGGAUUUAGGCAAUCUAAUCCAAGCGUUAUUGAUACAGUAGCAUUAAGAAGCUCAUUGGAAUUAUUUGCAAAGUUUAAUGGCAUUGGUGAAGUUCGCAAAAGAUCUUUAUUGCUGACAAAUUAUAUGAAGGAAUUGUUGGAAGCCUCCAAGUAUUACAAGCACCCUUUAAGAAUGGGAAAAUUACCAUGCUUUUUCACAAUACUAACACCAACUGGCACGGAUGAAGAACAUGGUGCCCAACUGUCACUUUACUUCGAUUCUGAUAUUGGAAAAGAGGAUAUUAUGCCCAAUGUUUUCCAAUAUUUACACGACCAUGGUGUCAUUGGCGAUGCGAGAAGACCAAACGUGAUCAGAUUGGCACCUGCUCCCCUAUAUAAUACAUUCUCAGAUGUUUACACUGCAGUGAAUGCGCUAAAUGAGGCGAUGGACAAGUUAUAG